AUGGGCUUGGAGCUAGAGAUGGGAUAUCCCAUAUAUGUUCAGCAUUCUGUUGACAUCGAAUCUAUUGGUAUAAAAAGCAGUUAUGUAAUUCAUGUACAUUUGGUUCUUACCGUUGACAACAAGUUGGAUACCCCAGAAUCAUUCCUGACUGAUUUCAUUAGCUUUACAGUGAAACUUGUUCGCGAUUUCAUCCAAAAAACAGUCGAAGAUUUUAUUCACUGUCAUCAGCACAUACAUAGCCACCUGAAACCACGGUGCCUUCGAUUCGACGAGUCUGUGACGAUACAUAGGGGUGUGACAGAUCUGAAUCGACUCCUUGCUAAUAUCAGGGCUCACGGUGGUCAUCACGUUUGCUUUCUGAGCGGAAGAGCUGAUACCACCACCAUUUCAUUUUUUGAACAUGGUAUAGCUGUGGUAACGCUGCCAAAGUUGAACAGACACUACAAGGAAUUGUUGUCGUGUGGAUCAGUCGAUGAAUUACGCUCCAUAGGACUUGGAGUUGGAGCUGCACUUCAUGAGAUUGGCCAUUUGUUAGGAGCUUUCCAUUUUGCGCGAGGGAUUAUGAGUGAACACUCAAAUGCGAUAAGAACGACGUACCAUGAUCUCAAGCUUUACGACGAUCUCCCCAUGGAAGUAACUCUUCGUAUAAAGGAAGGAUGUUGGGAUCUAAUACAACGUGAAGUCGUUUCCGUCCAUGUUGGCCAAGCUGGCGUACAAAUUGGAAACGCCUGUUGGGAAUUGCUAUGCUACGAGCAUGGGAUCAGCCCCGAUGGUACACCACUAGGGAGUCAUGAGAACAUUGAACCCGGCAGUGAACAGACGUUCUUUUCUGAAACCUAUGGAGGACGAUAUGUGCCCAGAGCCACGUUGGCUGAUCUUGAACCGACUGUCAUUGAGGAAAUACGGACUGGCCUGUACAAGGAACUGUUCAGCCCAGAACAAAUGAUAUAUGGUAAAGAAGAUGCUGCGAAUAAUUUUGCUAGAGGGUUCUAUACUGCAAAUGUGAAUAAUGUCCUGAACAGUAUUCGACAUAUGGUGGAAAAUUGUUCGAGUUUACAAGGUUUUCUGAUAUUCCACUCACUUGGCGGUGGUACUGGCUCAGGUUAUGAGGCAUUAAUAAUGGAACAUCUAUGUCAGGAAUAUGGAAAAACGAAUAAACUGGAAUUCUCCAUAUAUCCAGCUCCUUUGGUAGGAUGCUCAGCAGCGGUUUAUACUUCGCUUCCAAGCUGCGUCUCUAAUGGCAGCCUAGUUCAGACUUCAACUGCCGUGGUAGAGCCGUAUAAUGCCAUCUUGGCCACUCAUGAUACGCUCGAGAACUCAGAUUGUAGUUUUCUUAUGGACAACGACGCAAUUAAUGAUAUCUGCUCUUUACGGCUGAAAAAGAAAGUAGUAUCGUCUAUGACCGCCUCGAUACGCUAUAGUGGUGAACUAAAUGUGGAUCUCAAUGAAUUUUCUACAAAUCUCGUCCCUUUCCCACGUAUACACUUUCCUUUAGUGGCUGUGAGCCCCUUAUUUGGGGAAGAUCAAGUACAUCACGAAGCGGUCACAGUAAAAGACAUCACAACGAUGUGUUUGGAGACCACCAGCCAAAUGGUGAAAUGUGACCUGAGGGAAGGCAAAAAUAUGGCUGCGACGUUGUCCCAAAAGAUGUUAAUAGCGCUAUUGAACACAUCAAAGGGACGCAUGUGCUCGAAUUCGUCAGUUGGUGUCCUACCGGCUUCAAGGUCGGGUAUUCGUUCGCUCCCUGUCCUACGAAGUCUGAAACGAAUGGGACUUUUCAAGGUGGGAAUCAAUCAGAAACCGCCCACAGCCGUCCCAGGAAGUGGAAUAGCGCCAGUUCCACGAGCAGCAUGUAUGCUGUCGAACAAUACGGUGAUUGCGGAAGCUUGGGCUCGCCUCAAUCAUAAGUUUGACCUCAUGUACGCAAAAAGAGCAUUCGUUCAUUGGUAUCUAGGAGAGGGUAUGGAAGAAGGAGAGUUUUAUGAGGCACGGGAAGAUAUGGCUGCUUUGGAAAAGGAUUAUGAAGAGGUGCAGAACAUUUGGGUUGUGGGUACACUCGAUUCUCCUUUGAUUGCGACAAAUUGCAGAUAG
This is a messenger RNA of Haemonchus placei, 2091 nucleotides long. The record is from the annotation of a GenBank genome assembly. NCBI's taxonomy places the organism in Eukaryota, Metazoa, Nematoda, Chromadorea, Rhabditida, Trichostrongylidae.